Messenger RNA from Cynocephalus volans (Philippine flying lemur), 1864 nucleotides. RefSeq names its product reticulocalbin 3 (gene RCN3). Gene Ontology annotation, molecular function: calcium ion binding. Gene Ontology annotation, cellular component: endoplasmic reticulum. The transcript has 7 exons. Lineage: Eukaryota; Metazoa; Chordata; Mammalia; Dermoptera; Cynocephalidae. Bases 49 to 1032 code for a protein of 327 amino acids. The record is from RefSeq and is a predicted model, not a curated record.
GAGUGGAGCGUGGAGAGUGAGGCGAAUCUGGAUAACGGGGGACCGAGGAUGUGGCGACCAUCACUUUUGCUGCUUCUGUUGCUGCUAAGGCGUGGGGCCCAGGGGAAGCCGUCCCCUGACGCCGUCCCUCAUGGCCAGGGGAGGGUGCACCAGGCGACCCCCCUGAGCGAGGCCCCUCAUGAUGACGCCCACGGGAACUUUCAGUACGACCAUGAGGCUUUCCUGGGACGGGAAGUGGCGAAGGAAUUCGACCAGCUCAGCCCAGAGGAAAGUCAGGCCCGUCUGGGGCGGAUUGUGGAGCGCAUGGACCGCGCCGGGGACGGUGACGGCUGGGUGUCGCUGGCCGAGCUUCGCGCGUGGAUCGCGCACACGCAGCAGCGACACAUACGGGACUCGGUGAGCGCGGCCUGGCACACGUACGACACGGACCGCGACGGGCGUGUGGGUUGGGAGGAGCUGCGCAACGCCACCUAUGGCCACUACGCGCCCGGAGAAGAAUUUCACGACGUGGAGGAUGCAGAGACCUACAAAAAGAUGCUGGCUCGGGACGAGCGGCGUUUCCGGGUAGCUGACCAGGACGGGGACUCGAUGGCCACUCGGGAGGAGCUGACAGCCUUCCUGCACCCUGAGGAGUUCCCUCACAUGAGGGACAUCGUGAUCGCUGAAACCCUGGAGGACCUGGACAAGAAUAAGGAUGGCUAUGUCCAAGUGGAGGAAUACAUUGCGGAUCUGUACUCAGCGGAGCCUGGGGAGGAAGAGCCGGCCUGGGUGCAGACAGAACGGCAGCAGUUCCGGGACUUCCGGGAUCUGAACAAGGACGGGCGAUUGGAUGGGAGUGAAGUUGGCUACUGGGUGCUGCCCCCAUCCCAAGACCAGCCACUGGUAGAAGCCAACCACUUGCUACAAGAGAGCGACUCAGACAAGGACGGGCGUCUGAGCAAAGCUGAGAUCCUGGACAACUGGAACAUGUUUGUGGGCAGCCAAGCCACCAACUAUGGCGAGGACCUGACACGGCACCAUGAUGAGCUUUGAGCUCCUGAUGUGCUCCGCGACAGCCUCACAGUUCCAUGGGACCACCUGAGGAGGGGCGACAGCGGCCGGGGCCCCUCCCUGCCCCAGCCCCGAGGGAUGCUCUGUGUCCUCCUAGCCCUGGGCUCUCAGGGAACCACCUGGGUCAGUUUCUCUCCUUGAGACAUUCCCAGUUCUCCCCACCCUGCCUCAGGGGCUCUCGUAGACCCAGAGUGUGAGUGGCACUAAUUUCUGAAUGGGAGAAUCUUCCAGCCCACACCCAGGGACCCUCACCCCAAGCUCAGCCUCUAAGAGCCUCCGUUACACACCCCAGUUGCAAAUCUGUGUCCCUGCUCCUAACAGCCUGGCCAUAGACCCUCAGAGAAGAUCUAGAAAUGGAGACACAAGAAAAGGAAUGGGACUGGGAAUGGGGUCGGGGGACAAGGGAGGGGAGGAGAUCUCUUACCUUUUUUACAUCUUUUGGGCAUUUAACCACAUCAGUAUGUUACCUAUUUGUGAAGUACAUGUAAUUAGAAUUUUAAAAUAAUUUGUGAAAAGUUUAGCGUGGUAGAAGUGAGUAAAAAUCCUUCCACUAAGAGCGAACCCUAAUGUAAACUAUGGUCUGUGGGUGACAGUAAUGUGUCAAUGGAGAUUCAUCGGUUGUAAGAAGUGGCUGAGGACCCUCAACCCAAGCUCAGCCUCCACGAGCCUCUACUCCCCACCCCAGCUCCAAAUCUGAGCCUCGACCACAGACUGAAAAACUCUCCCAGCCUCAGCCCCGGCCCCGGCCCUGACCGCAGCCCCGGCCCGCCCAGCACUGUCCCAAGGACGCCUCCCCUCUGCCAGGGAGGCAAUA